GACGGAAGGCGUGGCCACGUUACGUCGUGCGUGGUGACGUAGCGGAAGUCGCUGGAGAAGGCUCUGUGUGCUCGGAUCACCAUGUCAGCGGGAAGCGCGCAGUCCGGCGGAAGACGAAGUAAGUGGGACCAGCCUGGCCCUGCCGGUGCUACUCUUCUCAUCCCUGGUACAAUGCCUGUGAUCCAAUCUCUCGGCCCUGGGGUCUACAUGGCUCCUCCAGAUCCCCAACCUGCAAGUACAGUUUCCGAGUCAGUCAGUGCUCCUUGUGGGGCUUUGGAUGCAGCGGCUGCCGUGGCGGCUAAGAUUAAUGCAAUGUUGAUGGCAAAGGGGAAGAUCAAACCAGCUCAGAACAUACCUGAGAAGGUCCAGUUACAAGGAAAAGGUCCGCCUGCAUCCAAAAGCAAAGAUGAUCUUGUUGUGGCAGAAGUUGAAAUAAAUGAUGUGCCGCUCACGUGCCGCAAUCUCCUAACAAGAGGGCAAACUCAAGAUGAGAUCAGCCGUCUGAGCGGGGCAGCUGUUUCCACUCGAGGGAGAUACAUGACACCGGAGGAGAAAGUCAAAGUUGGUGCUGGGGAGCGACCUUUGUAUCUGCAUAUUCAGGGCCAGACUCGGGACCUUGUUGACAGAGCCGUAAAUCGAAUCAAGGAAAUAAUCACGAAUGGAGUAGUAAAAGCAGCCACUGGUUCCAGUCCAACAUUUAAUGGAGCAACUGUUACUGUGUACCAUCAGCCUGCCCCGGUGGCCCCUCUACCUCCUGUGGCUCCUCAAAAACCUCAGUUCCAGUCAGGGAUGCACUAUGUGCAGGACAAACUGUUUGUAGGACUUGAGCAUGCCUUGCUAACUUUCAACGUGAAGGAGAAGGUGGAAGGACCAGCCUGCUGCUAUCUUCAACACAUCCAAACCGAGACCGGGGCCAAAGUCUUCCUGCGCGGCAAAGGUUCCGGUUGUAUUGAACCGGCCUCCGGAAGAGAGGCAUUUGAGCCAAUGUACAUUUAUAUCAGCCACCCAAAGCCAGAGGGGCUUGCAGCAGCCAAGAAACUCUGCGAGAACCUCUUACAAACAGUCUAUGCAGAAUAUGCUAGAUUUGUGAAUCAGAUCAGUACAGCUGCACCUUUACCAGGUUACACGCAGCCUCCCCCUUUAGGUGCGGCUCCACUGCAGUCGCCAUACUACCCACCCAAUGGCUUCCACGGAGGGUUUCCUGUUGUCCUGCCACCACCUCCCCCUCAGCCAGUCCAGAUCCCAUAUGUUGUACCUGCACCAAUGACCACCACUGAUCCUCCUCCACCUGGAGUUGUGCCUACCAUAACCACUCCUGUACCGCCAGUGCCAACACGCUAUCCAAUCCCACAAAUGCAGCCUCCUGCCUCUUUAAGUGCUCCCUUCUUGCCUCCAGUCCCUGUUAAGCCGCCCGUUUCCCAGUCAUCGCAGAUUCUUCCACCAGGUCAGAAAAGACGCUUCACAGAGGAGCUGCCAGAAGAGAGGGACUCCGGCCUCCUUGGUUACCAGCAUGGACCCAUUCAUAUGACUAAUUUAGGUACAGGCUUCCCGGCCCAGAACAAGAUGGACAGUCCAGCUAUCAAGUCGGACGGCAUGGCCACAAAGGAGCGAGAGAGGGACAGGCAGUUGAUGCCUCCACCUGGUUUACCUGCCAUAACACAGGACUCUGAGGAAAAGGCAGCCUCUGGGAGUCUAGGGGUUUCUGAUGAUCACUCUACCAAAAAGCUGAAGACUUCUGAAAAAACAUUUGGAUUGGUGGCGUAUGCAGGAGAUUCAUCUGAUGAAGAAGAGGAGCAUGGCGGACACAAGACCUGCACAUUCUCUCAAGGCUGGAAUAUGGGGUAUCAAUACCCAGGAUCCCAGCAGCGAGCAAAGCAACAGAUGCCCUUCUGGAUGGCACCGUAGUACAUUAGGGGAUGGGAUGUCAAGCUUUCCCUUAUUGUGACUUGUAGCAAUAACUUGGCAUGUACAUUACAGAACUAGCCUUGUGUGAUUUUUUUUUUUUUUUUUAAACUCAUUUUAUAUUCCAAAUGAAUGAAAAGAUGCAAGUGGACCUUCCUUAGUAAAUGUUCAUAUUUAUUUUCCACUCCCUUUUCUUUCUUUCUAAGUGGAUUUUUUUUCUCCCUAAUGUGACCACGUUAAAUGCCUUUUUUUAAAAAAAAACUUUCUUGGUAUUUUGUUACAUAUAGACGCAAUUCUUGUGAAAAUAGAGGCUUUUCAAACACACAGUGAGCCAACUUGGUUCAUCUCUUGUUCUACCUGAGGCUCAGUGAAGCAACUCACUGCUUGGACGUUGACCUCUCUGCUUUCUUACAUUAGUACAGGUGUUGUGCUUUUUGCGUCCUUUACAAUAAAUCUGCAUGCCUACAAACACAUGUAGUGUUAAAACACACUACUGCAGAACACCUUCUAUGGCAGGUCUUUCUCUUACAUGUAUUAUCCCUUGAAUGCAAGGAAUUAAGCAUCCAAACAGGUUCUGCAGCAUCUACAUGUUUCUCUCUACUGUCUAUCUUUAUUAGUAUUUGUUUCCCAGGAAGACGUGCCACAUACAGGUGGUUAUAGAACAGAUAAUGGCCUUUUUUAUAUUGCGCUGGUUACAUUUCUGUCAUGGUCGUAGCGUGGUUAAAAAUGUACUUUUGAUAUUACAAUGGAUUUCCCACAUGUUGGGAGGUUUUCACUGAUACAAAUUGGGCAGUACCAUACCGUUUUAACUUUUGGAGCAAGGUUUUUGGAGGCAUUUGCUUUCGGCCUCUCCUCCCUACCCCCCUUUAAACAAACAUGCCCCCAGGAAAUCCCUUGCACUUGUGUUUUUGUUUUUUUCUUUGCAAUUCAGGUUUUUUGAUGAAGGCAACAGUGCCCCUUUUAUAAAACCGGUUUCUCAUUGCAUGAACAUUUUUUUUUUUUUUUGUCAUUAUCCUUUAAAAAAAAAAAAAAAUCUUGUCUAAAUGGUGAAUAACUGGCUCAAAUGUGCACCUGCAGUCAUUCUGGUCAGCAGAUGCAGUUUACAGAAAUACUUGUUUUCAGGUGUAGCAUUAUUACAUAUGGAUACAAGUUUUCAACUCUGCAAGAGCAGUAUAAAUGGUAACCGAAUUACUUCAUAUUGAAGUAGACAGGAACCAGGCAGGGGAAAUGUCCCAAAUCUUUAGGUACUUAGAUGUUUUUUUAUUUUUCCCUCUCCAUUUUUGCUGCAUUUGUAAUAGCCUUUGAUUUUCUAAGCUAGAGAAAAGUUGUACUUCAUGUUUGGUGGUUGUAAUAUUUUCUAAAUAAAUCCACCAAAGGAAGAUUUUGGAAGUUUUCACUUUUUUAUCCUGUUGGUACCUGUUAAUUGCUUGUUUGAAUUAGUUGCAAAUAAGCUUAAUGGUGCAUGAUAACGUGGCACUUGGUAUUGGUUUCUCUAGUUUGUUUAAGGAGGUGGAUGGUUAUGGGACUGCUGCUGUUUGAUAUUGGGUUUUGUUUUUUAAAA
Pelobates fuscus (common spadefoot toad) is the source of this 3463-nucleotide messenger RNA. It is a transcript of the gene KHDC4, whose product is annotated as KH domain containing 4, pre-mRNA splicing factor. Gene Ontology annotation, molecular function: RNA binding. Lineage: Eukaryota; Metazoa; Chordata; Amphibia; Anura; Pelobatidae. Gene Ontology annotation, cellular component: nucleus. The record is from RefSeq and is a predicted model, not a curated record. The transcript is spliced from 14 exons. The coding region runs from base 82 to 1905 and encodes 607 amino acids.